CGGCGGAAAAAGAAGCUGGUUCCGAGUCCUGGCCGACUGUAGUCACCCAGCGAGAGCCGGUGGUGAUGGGAAGUUUGAUCUGAGAAGGCUCCCUUCUUCUACAAUGGAUGAUGGCAUUUGAACAGAUACCAAAAAAGGAUUGGUAUAGCAUUCUGGGGGCCGACCCCUCUGAAAAUGUGUCAGACCUAAAACAAAAGUAUCAAAAACUCAUAUUAAAGUAUCAUCCAGAUAAACAAAAUACAGAUGUUCCAGCAGGAACAGUGGAGGAAUGUUUACAGAAGUUCAUCGAAAUUGAUCAGGCGUGGAAAAUCCUAGGGAAUGAAGAGACAAAAAAAGAGUAUGACCUGCAGCGGCAUGAAGAUGACCUAAGAAAUGUGGGACCAGUAGAUGCCCAAGUAUAUCUUGAAGAAAUGUCUUGGAAUGAAGACGAUCAUUCUUUUUCUUGGAGUUGCCGAUGUGGUGGAAAAUACAUUAUUUCCAAAGAGGAAGCUGAACAAGCUAACCUGAUUUCUUGUGAUACAUGUUCACUAAUUAUAGAACUCCUUCAUUAGAGCUAAAAUUGUUUACCAUUUGGAAUUCUUUAAUUGUAUAUUCUGAAACGAUGAGAGGCUAUUUGAGCGUGGUUCAUUCAAGGAAAUGGAUUCUUUUGUUGUCAGACCUAUUAUUUGCAAAGACAAUAUAAUAUUGUCAAGAAAAGGGCAACUUAGAUAAAUAAAAAAUUAACUUACUAAUUUGUAUGUAUUUAUAAUUUAUAUAUACAGGUUGUCACAGACAGGACUUGAAUUAUAUUUUAUGAAUUCCUAUCUGAGAACUUUAUUAUUUUGUUUACUCCUUUGUGUCAAAUAAGAAUUUUCUUUCCCCUAGUAUGUCUCCUCUUUUCAGUAUUGUAUUCUUUUGUAAUUACUAAGUUUCUAACCUAAGAACUGCUAAAACUAUGUAGGCCUGUUGUAUACCUAUCUCAAAGUCUACGGUCAUUACACCCAAACUAGAAUCUGAGUAACAUAUGAGAUUUCUCCAAUAAUGAAAGCUAGAUGUAGAUAUCUAUGAAGGUAUUUCAAGGUCAAUAAAGAAGGCAAAAUGUUAGCCGGUGCCGCGGCUCACUAGGCUAAUCCUCCGCCUUGCGGCGCCAGCACACCGGGUUCUAGUCCUGGUCGGGGCACCGAUCCUGUCCCGGUUGCCCCUCUUCCAGGCCAGCUCUCUGCUGUGGCCCGGGAGUGCAGUGGAGGAUGGCCCAAGUGCUUGGGCCCUGCACCCCAUGGGAGACCAGGAGAAGCACCUGGCUCCUGCCAUCGGAUCAGCGCGGUACGCCGGCCGCAGCGCGCUACCGCGGCGGCCAUUGGUGGGUGAACCAACGGCAAAAGGAAGACCUUUCUCUCUGUCUCUCUCUCUCACUGUCCACUCUGCCUGUCAAAAAAAAAAAAAAAAAAAAAAAAAAGGCGGCAAAAUGUCAACUGUAGAACUGAAAAAUAGCUAUGGGGGCAGAAGACUGACUCCAAUCAUGACCCUUUAUUUCCAAAGCCUGUGAACACUGCCAUUUUGAAUUUUAAAAGUAAUUUAGGAAAAGAAAGCUAUAAAAGCAAAUCUGAAACAGGUAUAUUACUUUCCUCUUAGAAUUUCAGAGUAUUAAGAAAUAUUUAUAAAUAAAUAACCAGUGCAUUGGUAGUAUAAUGAAACAUACUUUUAUAUUAUUAUUGAAAAUAGCAGAUGUAAAGGUCAUACCCCUUACAGAUUUCUUUUUCUAUGUAUUUAAUAUUCUGUGGAUAGUGUAAGUCAGAACUCAUUUAAAGAAUUUAUGGGGCCAGCGCCGUGGCUUAACAGGCUAAUCCUCCACCUUGCGGUGCCAGCACACCAGGUUCUAGUCCCGGUUGGGGCGCUGGAUUCUAUCCCGGUUGCCCCUCUUCCAGGCCAGCUUUCUGCUAUGGCCCAGGAAGGCAGUGGAGGAUGGCCCAAGUCCUUGGGCCCUUCACCCACAAGGGAGACACCAGGAGAAGCACCUGGCUCCUGGCUUCGGAUCAGCGUGGUGCACCGGCCACAGCGGCCAUUGGAGGGUGAACCAACGGCAAAAGGAAGACCUUUCUCUCUGUCUCUCUCUCUCACUGUCCACUCUGCCUGUCAAAAAAAAAACAAAAAAACAAAAAAACAAAACUUUAUGGGAUCACUGAAACAUUCAUACUCCAGAUGAGUGGGCCAGGCAUGUCACAUGACAGAUGAUUGUAAGAGUCACUACUCUGCUAAAAGAGUAGCUGAAGUAUGAAACAUGUCCAAGCAGAGCAGAGCCGAUUACUUGCAUCGUAGCUGUAAAACUGACGGUUCCAAGGUGAGGUAUUCAUCCAGGUUUUCCCUUCAGAAUAUUUUUAUAUCUCUCAACAUUUAGAUAACUUUAGAUU
Messenger RNA from Lepus europaeus (European hare), 2387 nucleotides. RefSeq names its product DnaJ heat shock protein family (Hsp40) member C24 (gene DNAJC24). Gene Ontology annotation, biological process: positive regulation of ATP-dependent activity. NCBI's taxonomy places the organism in Eukaryota, Metazoa, Chordata, Mammalia, Lagomorpha, Leporidae. The record is from RefSeq and is a predicted model, not a curated record. The coding region runs from base 108 to 551 and encodes 147 amino acids. The transcript has 5 exons. Gene Ontology annotation, molecular function: ATPase activator activity; ferrous iron binding.